CAGCCAUCACCAGCAGUCCGCACCCUGACUUACUACUGCACUGUUAAACAUGAAGCUGCUUUUGGUCACCGUGAGUGCUGCUGCCCUCCUGUUGGGCUCCUGUAGAGGAGACGGAGGCCACCAUGGAGGUGGCUCUUCAGGUGGACUCGGCACUUUCUCCAGUGGUGGAAGAAUUGGAGGAGUUUCCGGUGGAGGAAUCUCCAGUGGAGGCUAUGGAGGAAGUUCAGGUGGAGGAUUUGGGAGCCAGGGUGGUUUAGGCGGCCUCUCUAUCAUCCACACUAGUUUCACCAGCGGAGGUAACGGCGGCAGCUACGGCGGUGGCUCACACGGGGGCUUCUCCAGUGGAGGCAGCAGCUUCGGAGGUGGCUCACACGGAGGAAUAUCUAGUGGAGGGAGCAGCUAUGGCGGUGGCUCACACGGAGGCUUCUCCAGUGGAAGCAGCAGCUUCGGAGGUGGCUCACACGGAGGUUUCUCCAGUGGUGGCAGCAGCUUCGGAGGUGGCUCACACGGAGGAUUAUCUAGUGGAGGUGGCAGCUAUGGCGGUGGCUCACACGGAGGCUUCUCCAGUGGAAGCAGCAGCUUCGGAGGUGGCUCACACGGAGGUUUCUCCAGUGGAGGCAGCAGCUUCGGAGGUGGCUCACACGGAGGAUUAUCUAGUGGAGGUGGCAGCUAUGGCUCCUUCGGCGGCGGUCGUGGAGGAUCCCACGGAGGUCGUGGUGGCGUUUCCUUCGGGAGUCGCGGUGGAUCCUCAUUUGGUGGUGGAAACUUUGGUGGCCGUACAUAUGGCUAAGGAAAAUAAACGAAAUAUACUUAAGAAAGUCAAGCUCUACCAAAACAAAAACGGAAUGGCUACCAAAGUUAUACAAAUACUCUCUCCUUUUCUUUCAUCCUUAGUGAAAUAAUAAAUUUUUCAUCUACAUUA
Messenger RNA from Homarus americanus (American lobster), 922 nucleotides. RefSeq names its product keratin, type I cytoskeletal 9-like. The transcript is spliced from 2 exons. The record is from RefSeq and is a predicted model, not a curated record. Lineage: Eukaryota; Metazoa; Arthropoda; Malacostraca; Decapoda; Nephropidae. Bases 50 to 790 code for a protein of 246 amino acids.